Molecule: messenger RNA, 997 nt
Organism: Paramecium sonneborni
Lineage: Eukaryota; Ciliophora; Oligohymenophorea; Peniculida; Parameciidae
Source: the annotation of a GenBank genome assembly
AUGCUAAUGAAAAUAUCUAUAUUUAUAUAACCCUUAGAUAAUUCAGCUUGGUUUACAUUUUUGCCAUUCGCAGUAGGGCAAUUAUGGAAACUUUCAAAUAUGAAUCUGACACAAAGUGAAUAGAGAUAAAAUCAAAGAAAGAGAUCAAUAAAAUAUUAGGCUGCUCAAACUUAUUAGGAAUUUUCAGAAAAAUUAGAUGGAGGAUUUGUUUAAAUAUGUAAUAUUGAAACAGUUUCUUAGAUGUUAAAAUUUUGAGUAGAACCAAGAAAAAAUUUAGUCAAUAAUGAAACAUUAGAAAAUUCAUUAACUUAUUAGGGAUUAUUGUUAAAUUUAAUGAGUAAAAUUUCAACUUAAUUAAUUAUGGAACAUAAAAUAUAUGAUGAAUUAUUAUCAAUAUACUUGAAAUUAGAUGCAAAUAAAUUAGCAGUUAUACUAUAUAGAUUUAUUGAAAUGACAAAAUCAAUAUUAGAACAUACUUAAAGUACAGAAUUUAAUUGUAAUUUAAUAUUUUAAUAUUAAGGAACAUCUUUAUUAUUAAAUUCAUUGGUAUAUGCUUAAUAAUUCAAAUGUUCCUAAUAUAACUCCUGCAAUUGAGAUUUUAGGAAGCGUUUGCAAAAAUGUAAGGUAAAUAUUUGAUUGGCUAUGGGUCGAUUAAUAAUUAGCUACAGAAUCAUUAAUGUUAUUGUUUAAAUUUUAAAAGAAAUUUGAUAUAGUUAUUGAAGAAGAAAAGAAUGAGGCAAAUAAAUAGUAACCUUCAGAAGAAGAAUUUGCUAAUAAAUUAUUGAUGGUUGAAUCCUAGAAAUAGCCAGGAUAACCAUAAUAAUAUAUAGUGGAAUAUUGGUAACUAAAUAAAAAAAGAGUUAAAGCUAAAAUUCAUGUUUUAACUCUUAAAGAUGAAUUUUCUGAGAAUUAUAUUCUUGAAUUUUAAUUAGAGAAAUCUAUUGAAUUAAAAUAAAUUAGAAUUGGAUUUUAAGCAUACACUCCAGAAAUAUACUGA